AUCAUUUCCUUUGCAAUGACUAUCAUUAUGCUGUCAACUACUUGUCAAAACUAUUGGGGGUUUAAUCCCUAUAUAAAUUAAUGCACCCAAACACAACAAGCUCAAGAUCGGUGGAAACCUCCACUUGGGGUAAAUUUCGAGUGCAUCUUUGGCCAAUGUAGCUCAACUCUCUCAGAAUAUGAGUCGUCACUUAUAAUCAUGAAUUGGUGAAGAAACGUAGGAGCUGGAGGUAAUUUAUCACUGAGGACUGCCGAGGCUUUCUUAUUAAGUUUAUAAUAUUAAUUUCUAYUGAGAAGCUUACGGUAUUUGAUUAGCAACGAGGUGCAAGCUGCCAGACAAAGGAACCGGUGAAAAUGCCUUGUGAGUUUGUUCCACGAACAGUAAAUAACACGUACAUAGCUUUGGAGCUAGAAGUUAAUAAACCAGAGAAGAGAACAAUGUACGAACAGAAACUCGAAUUUAGUAGGCCUAUUACUUCGGGUUAUUCCGUAGAAAGAGGAAGACUUCAUGGAAGACCCCAAGAAGAAUGUUGUCGGGAAGAUAAGAAAUUCAAUCCUAAAAUGUUCUCUAAGGAGACUCAGUACCAAGUAUUUGGUUACAGAACUUUACCAAGAGUUUUCUCGGCUUUAGGAGAUUUUGGAGUCAUCCAGGAAACCGAAUCUGCAAUUGAUGAUGUCUGUGUAUCGUCUGAAAGGGACUUAGUGCCUCCUUUGGAGCAAACUCUCAACCUGAGGCGUAAAAGUACAGCAAAUGUUACCUCCAAAACAAGACUUGACGUUAGCUGGCUCACCUCUUCUUCUUUGCCUAAAAAUAAUCACAGACGAAGUUCUGAGGGGUCACUACUCGUUUCCGCUCGAGAAGAUCUAAGAUUGGGCGAAUAUCGAAAUKACUCCGAACGCAUUUUGAGCGAUCACCGAAGCGAGAGAAAGGACAGUAUUGAUAUAUUGGAGCAGAUCAACAACACAGGAGAGUCUGGAUUACUCAAUGAUUACUCUCGAAGGUCGUCAUUUACGGCAAUGAACACUAUACCAGAGAAUUUAAGUGACUCUCAGCGCUUUUAUAGCCUUCCAAGAAAGUUCAGUUUACCGGUUGAAAACCGCAAGCGUACAACGAACAGAAAUGGAAAGAAGCAAAGAAAUUCGUUCCCCGAGAAUCCAAGUAACUCAAGAACGUUUGCWUUAGAUGAGGACACAGACGUCCAAUGGAAGAGGUUAGUUGCUAGAGCAAAGGAUUUUCAAAAACUUUCAUCGAGAGAACCGCCUGGGACUACACAAUCGAAAGUAGAGGAAACGGACGAGGUGAAAAUGAGAAUCGAAGCUACAGGUUUUCACACCAAAAGUGUUGAUMAAAAUUGUGGAAAUGUGUGUGAUAUCGAAGCAAAAGAGAACGAUGAGUCGGCGGAGACAUCUCAAGAAAAUUUAAACGAGUCUUCAAAAAGUCCAGAUGAAACCGAAGACGAGGGAAAUUCCAGUAUUUCGGAUCCUUUGAAAGUAAAGGAAGUUGCAAAGUCGGGUCAAGUUGACUUAACUGUCAAAAACGUCCCUAUGAAACAUGACUUUGAUCCUCAAGUCCAAAUGGACAAAAAUAGUCGUCGAUAUUCUUUGGCGACGGUUCGUCCUCCACAGGAAGUAAAGGAAAAAAUCUCGGGUUAUAGUACUCAUGGAGCUUUAGAAUAUGCUAAGAUGUUACUAGGAAAAAUACAAAGCGAGGGGAAAACAAAGAGCAAGAAAGAACGCUUGGACGAGAUGAGUAAAGCCUUGAAAAUGGUUUUGGAGGAGUUGAACCGUAUCGAUCUGCCAGACAGGGAACUAGUGAGCCUCUUUGUAAGCUUAAGAGACAAAAUUUUCAUCCUUAAAGCUGAACUAAAGGCAGAUGAGAAACAUGAACUUAAAACAAAUGACAAACAUGCAGAAAAUGGUGUAACGGAGCUGUCAAAGUCUUUACCUCCUAGAGUAAGGAGUAACUCGGAAAGUGUCAUUACGCAACCAAACUUUCGACGAUUUAGUUGGUGCUAAUAAUGUAAACUGUUCCAAAUAAUUUGAAUUUUGAGUUAUAAUUUUAUUGACGAAUAUUAAGGAAUUUUAUUAUUUAAACAAGAAUUGAAUCGAAAAAACUUGUUGCUCUAGCGAGAAGAUUAAACUUGUUUUGUACAACAAGAAAAAUUUAUAUUAUUUUCAAUCAACAAAAAAGUGAAUAUGGGAAAAAUAUAAAUCAAAGUAAAAACUAACUUUUGUAAAAAUUCCUUUAACAGUAAUAAAUCACAAUAUAUUUUUUA
Molecule: messenger RNA, 2275 nt
Organism: Actinia tenebrosa (Australian red waratah sea anemone)
Lineage: Eukaryota; Metazoa; Cnidaria; Anthozoa; Actiniaria; Actiniidae
Source: RefSeq, a predicted model, not a curated record